Molecule: messenger RNA, 541 nt
Organism: Drosophila erecta
Lineage: Eukaryota; Metazoa; Arthropoda; Insecta; Diptera; Drosophilidae
Exons: 2
Coding region: 126-452 (108 amino acids)
Source: RefSeq, a predicted model, not a curated record
GCGCCUGCGCGUUUAAAAGUCGGAAAUCCAACGAACCCACCCCAAAACUUUUGAGAUAACUCUGUUUUUAGCCAGCUCAAGCUGCAGUUUUGCACAAAUAGUUAAUAAAGAACAGAGAUCUAAUCAUGUCUACCUAUCCCAGUGCUUCCGCUUCCCAGUCGACAGGAACCUCUGACCUGGACACGGAGUCCGUGGAAGUCCUGCGGGAGCGUCUGAGCACCAUGAAGCGGCUGAUGGCCGAGCGAACGUCCCAGCAGCAGAACAACCCCGCGACCACGGAGGAGAUAUUCUCCACCAAGCGCCACCGCUCCGCGGGCAUCAUCGAUGGAAACUUCCUGAGCAUCGCGUUCGGAGGAGCUCUGCUGGUGAUCAUCACGGUCUCGGUGUACGCGUUCUACAAUCUCUACCAUGCCAUACUCAAGAAGUUCCCUUCGCGCCACGAGGAGCUGUAAACGAUGCCAAAUUCGAUGGGUUUUCCACUUACACAUAUGUACGAGUUUCUGCAUUUAAUAAAUUGUAGCAUGAAUUUUACUAUCAAGAA